AUGACGCUUCCCAUCCAGCAGAAGGGUCCCCAGGUCCUGGCCGUCCUGUGGAUCGAAACUUUCCUGGCUGCCACCGUCAUCUCCCUGCGGUACUGGACGAGGAGCAAGAUCGGAGGCCAGGUCGGCUGGGACGAUUGGCUGCUGGUCCUCACUUGGCUGCUCAUGUUUGCCUUCUCCAUCAUCUGCACCGUUUCCGCCCAGCAUGGCCUCGGCAUCCACAUGGCAGACAUCACCCCGCUCACCGAGUUUUCCAUCGCCAUGAAGGCCUUUCUCAUCGGCCAGUCCGUCAUCUCCGUCGCCAUGGGCACCAGCAAGUGCGCCGUCGCCGUCUUCUUGAUCCGCAUUCUCAACAAGACUUGGCAUUACGUUCUUCUCUGGUUCUGGAUCGUCACCAUCAUGGCCGUCAGCUUCCUCCUCGCCAUCUCCGUCUUUGCCCAAGUCACGCCGGUAGAAGCCCUCUGGAACCCGUCAGUCAAGGGCGAGUACCACUUGAGCCUCACCGUCAUUGCGACCAUCGUCUGCGUCUGGUCCGCCGCCAUGGACUUCUUCCUCGCAAUCUUCCCGUGGAUGGUCCUCUGGCAGCUCAACAUGCGGAAGAAGGAGAAAACCACCAUCUGCAUUUCCUUGUCGCUUGGCGUCAUUGCCGGCGUCUGUGGCAUCGUGCGCACCACGACUCUGAACGCCCUGUCGAACUCGGCCGACUAUCUCUACGCUUGCUCCGACAGCGUGUGCUGGACCUUUUCCGAGCUGACCUUGACCAUCAUCUGCGUCACCAUGCCCGCCCUCCGCCCCCUCUGGAAACGCGUCACCGGCCAGAGCUCGUCGGGCUACGGCAACUACUACAAGCACUCGCAGUCCAAGGCCGGAUUCGCUUCGAGCGGAUUCGCCUCGAGAUCUGCCGAUCACGGCGACAUCAACCUCGAUUACAUGCCCGGCUCGUCCCAGAAAGCGGCAUACCCCACUUACACGUCGGGCGCCGGAAAGGCGUCGGUCCACACGGACGCAGACAGCGACAGAAGCAUCCUGGAGAACGGAAAGGGGAGCAACGAAGGCAUUCAGCGAGUCCAGGAGAUCAACGUCACAUACGACGACAUUUCCGACACGAGCGUGCAUGUGCAGCAGAGUGCUUACCAAACACACGCGAGAUAG
This is a messenger RNA of Diplodia corticola, 1149 nucleotides long. RefSeq lists its product as uncharacterized. The record is from RefSeq and is a predicted model, not a curated record. NCBI's taxonomy places the organism in Eukaryota, Fungi, Ascomycota, Dothideomycetes, Botryosphaeriales, Botryosphaeriaceae. Bases 1 to 1149 code for a protein of 382 amino acids. The transcript is spliced from 4 exons.